Molecule: messenger RNA, 1550 nt
Organism: Suillus subaureus
Lineage: Eukaryota; Fungi; Basidiomycota; Agaricomycetes; Boletales; Suillaceae
Exons: 5
Coding region: 71-1531 (486 amino acids)
Biological process (GO): regulation of mRNA splicing, via spliceosome
Cellular component (GO): nucleus
Molecular function (GO): mRNA binding; zinc ion binding
Source: RefSeq, a predicted model, not a curated record
CAUCUUGCUCAUCUUCCAAUUCGUUGCAGUCGCCAUUACGCUCUCGAGUCUUUUCUUGUUGACAUAAAAAAUGUGGAGACCUGCUACUCGCGAGGUUACAGGAACCAAUGAAGUUCCCCUGGGCACCCGUCGUCGGUUUGGACCCGCGCCCGCAGAAGAAACUGCGCGUCCGCAGCUUGCCCAGCCAUCCCCCUCUGCUUAUCCAAAACAGUCCAAUCAAGACCAAGACUCGAGGAGGGGGAGGGAGGAGACCCCCACCAAUUCUCAAGCUGACGCUAAUGGUGCUCGUAAAAGGCGCAGCCGCUGGGGAGAAGCAAAGACAGACAUCCCUGGUUUGCCCACUGCCAUCUCUGCUGCCGGCGUUUCUCAGGCACAGCUCGACAAUUAUGCAAUUCACCUUAGGCUGGAAGAGAUUAAUCGCAAGCUGCGUCUAAAUGAUUUUAUUCCGCCCGAGCGUGAGCGAUCACCCUCGCCCCCACCCACAUAUGAUGGCCACGGUCGCCGUACUAACACCCGCGAGGUCCGCUAUCGCAAAAAGCUCGAAGACGAGCGGAUUCGCCUCGUCGAUCGCGCUAUGAAGAAUGACCCCAACUUUCGGCCUCCUGUCGAAUAUCACCAGCAAAAACGUUCCCAACGUCCAUCCGAAAAAGUUUAUAUUCCUGUCAAAGAAUUUCCUGAAAUCAAUUUCUUUGGUCUUCUUGUCGGUCCUCGUGGCAACAGUUUGAAAAAGAUGGAGAGAGAAAGUGGUGCCAAAAUUAGUAUCCGUGGCAAGGGAAGCGUGAAGGAAGGGAAAGCUCGUCCUGACCAGUAUGCUGAUGAUGCAGAAGAAGAUCUCCACUGUCUCGUUCUCGCUGAUUCCGAAGAGAAAGUUGCAGCAUGCGUGAAGAUGAUUAACAGGGUCAUUGAAACAGCUGCCUCCACUCCCGAGGGUCAGAAUGACCACAAGCGCAAUCAGCUCCGCGAGCUUGCUGCAUUGAACGGUACCCUUCGCGACGACGAAAACCAGAUUUGUCAGAAUUGUGGUGGUCUCGGUCACCGAAAAUACGACUGUCCAGAACAGCGCAACUUCACAGCUAACAUCAUAUGUCGUGUUUGUGGUAGUGCAGGCCACAUGGCGCGCGACUGUACUGUUAACAAGGAUCCCAACGCUAUCGCUAUGGGCAGCCCGCCUCCUAUGAACAAGGGAGGGUUCGAUUCUGAGUACGCUAGCUUGAUGGCAGAGCUUGGCGAGAGUGGCAGAGGCACAGGCGGUGAUACUGCCAAGAGCUCGUGGGGUGUCCCCAGUGCUGGUCAUGACAUCACUGCAGGCGGGUCCAACAUUCCACCUUGGCGUCGACCAGAGUCCUGGCAAUCCAACAAUCCUCCACAAAACCAGGGGUAUCGGCCACCGCAAGCUUACGGUGGCUAUGGCGCUCCUGGGUAUGGCGCGCAAUGGGGCCAGCAAGGCUACCCAGGUUACGGCUCACAGGAUUAUGCAGCGAACUACGCCCAGUACUACCAACAGCAAUAUGCCCAGCAACAGCCCUCUUAGUGACGAGUCUUUGCCUGUC